AUGAAUACAACUAAAGAAAAUCAAUACAAAAACAACAACAAAAAACAAAAAGAAGAAAAUGACACAAAUACAACCAAAGAGGCUACCAAGGAGCAAAAGAAAGAAAAGAAAGCCACUAACACUAAGCCUAAAUUCAGCACCCAAGAGGUUCGGAGGAAGAACUUCCUAAAUAGUCUCUCCGAUGCUGAGGCAGCUCUAUUUAUAGAGCAUGCAAAAGAUGACGAGGAACCCAGCACAAGCUCAGGCGUCUACCAUGCUCUCAGCGGGAUAGGUCCCGCAGCCGUAGCUUCACGGCAUCUCGUGACUCUACGAGGCGCCCUAGAUGACCGCCGGCGACUUGGCCUCAGUGGGGCAGCCUCGAAACGGUAUGUGAGGUACCUGCAAAAAGGUAAGACACCCGAGGUGGCUAGGGAACUGGCCCUUGCCAUACCGUCCUCAGGGCAGAAUAAAGCGACCGCACCCGCGAGCGAGCGGAAGGGCGGGCAUCAGUACAACAAGCAAGAGUACUCUCGCAAACAGACCACACCCGCCGACAGGCGCACGGGUGGGCACAACAGUGAUAAAGGUAGGGACGCACUCGCUGAUAAGCGGGGUAAGGGACACCACCAAGACAGGCGUAUCGGCGAGACCGCACCCGCUGGAAAGCGGAAGAGUGGGCAUGAUCGCAGAGACGUUAAGAAUAGCGACGAAGGUAAGAAGGAAAGGGGGUCUGACGAGAGCGCACCCGCUGCAAAGCGGAAGAGCGGGCAUUUAACACCCCAGACUCCCAAUCCGAAGAAUCAACGGGAGCAGCCACCACCUCAGGAAUCGGGACCCAAGGGUAGGCACUGGGAACCAACGUCGUCGCGGGGUGGGGGAGGGCAGACGCCUAGCUACUCGGAUGCUGUUAGGGGCAUCAGGGUGGCGGUACUGCCUAGAGACUACCUUGCGGAGGCGCUGAGUCCCGAGGAGUUGACUACCCUACAGGACGCUAUAACGGAUUAG
Rhagoletis zephyria (snowberry fruit fly) is the source of this 984-nucleotide messenger RNA. RefSeq lists its product as uncharacterized. Lineage: Eukaryota; Metazoa; Arthropoda; Insecta; Diptera; Tephritidae. The record is from RefSeq and is a predicted model, not a curated record.